Molecule: messenger RNA, 2288 nt
Organism: Camelina sativa (false flax)
Lineage: Eukaryota; Viridiplantae; Streptophyta; Magnoliopsida; Brassicales; Brassicaceae
Product: putative L-type lectin-domain containing receptor kinase I.1
Biological process (GO): protein phosphorylation
Molecular function (GO): carbohydrate binding; protein kinase activity; ATP binding
Source: RefSeq, a predicted model, not a curated record
CCUUAUAACCAGAACUAAUGAUUUACAAAACUCAUAUACACGAAACCCAAACUUGUCUUGGUCUUUCGCUUUUUCUCAUUACUAAUGGCUCAACGAUUUCAUCUUUUCCUCUUCUUAAUCUUAUUUGUUAAUCUGAUUUGCUUUUCAAGUCAACAAGACUUAAGUUUCGUCUACAAUGGCUUUAACCAAGACCGAACCAAUCUUCACCUUGACGGCUCUGCAAAAUUCCAAGAUGGACUUUUGCAGCUAACCAACGCCACGACUCAACAAAAGGAUCAUGCUUUCUAUAACCGACCAUUCGAUUUCAGUUCAGCUUCAUCUCACUCUAUAUCUUUCUCGACUCAUUUCGUUUGCGCUCUUGUUCCUAAGCCAAGAAGUGACGGUGGUCAUGGGAUCGCCUUUGUUCUAUCAUCUUCAAUGGAUCUUACACAAGCAGAUCCAACUCAAUACUUAGGACUCUUCAACAUCUCAACUAAUGGAUCUCCUUCUUCUCAUGUUUUAGCUAUCGAGCUUGAUACGGUUCUGAGCGCUGAGUUUGAUGAUAUCGACAAAAACCAUGUCGGUAUAGACGAGAACAGCCUCCAGUCCGUAGUUUCUGCUUCAGCUUCUUAUUAUUCAGACAGAGAAGGGAAGAACAAAAGCUUGAAACUCUUGAGUGGAGAUCGUAUUCAGGUAUGGAUUGAUUAUGAAGAUACUCUACUCAACGUUACUUUAGCACCAUUCAAAAAUCAGAAGCCGAGUAAGCCUCUUUUGUCAAGAACUAUCAAUCUCACAGCAAUCUUCCCUGAUCGAAAAGCAUUUAUAGGGUUUUCGGCUGCGACUGGAUCAUUGAUUAGUUAUCAAUACAUCUUAGGAUGGAGUUUCAGCAGAAGCAGAGUAUUGCUACAGAGUCUUGACAUUUCUAACCUUCCCAAGGUUCCUCGUCCCAAGAAACCUGAUGAAACAUCUCAUCUGCUUAUUGCUAUACUGGUUCUACUCGCUAUCGUAGUAAUCGCGGUUCUUGGAGGGUUUUAUAUCUAUAGGAGAAAGAAGUAUGCAGAAGUUAAAGAGCCAUGGGAAAAAGAAUACGGUCCACUUCGUUAUUCCUAUGAAUCUUUGUGCAAAGCAACCAGAGGGUUUAACAAAGAUGGUCGUCUUGGAAAAGGUGGUUUUGGAGAAGUGUAUAAAGGAACUCUUCCUCUUUUAGGAGAUAUAGCUGUGAAGAGACUAUCACACGGUGCAGAGCAAGGAAUGAAACAGUUUGUAGCUGAAGUUGUGACAAUGGGAACUUUACAGCACAAGAAUCUUGUUCCUCUACUCGGGUAUUGCAGAAGAAAAGGCGAGUUGUUGCUGGUCUCUAAGUACAUGGAAGGAGGUAGUGUUGAUCAGUACUUGUUUCACGGCGAUAAACCUCCUCUUUCUUGGUCUCAAAGACUCGCGAUAUUGAGAGAUAUCGCAUCUGCGCUCUGUUACUUGCAUACAGGAGCUAGUCAAGUUGUUUUACACCGAGAUAUUAAAGCUUCUAAUAUUAUGUUAAAUGGAAAUCUCCAAGGGUUCUUAGGAGAUUUUGGGAUGGCUAGGUUUGAUGAUCAUGGAGCUAACCUCUCUGCAACAGCAGCUGUAGGAACAAUAGGUUACAUGGCGCUUGAGCUAACAUCAACAGGAACUUCAACAAGAACGGAUGUGUAUGCAUAUGGUGCAUUUAUGCUUGAAGUAACAUGUGGGAGGAGACCAUUUGAUCCCGAGCUGCCGGUUGAGAAACGGCAUUUGGUCAAGUGGGUUUGUGAAUGCUGGAGGAAAGGUUCUAUACUUAAUGCUAUAGAUACAAGAUUGAGAGGUAAGUUUGUACCCGGGGAAGUCGAAAUCGUUCUGAAACUAGGGUUGCUCUGUACAAGCAUUGUACCAGAUGCAAGACCUAACAUGGAACAAGUGGUCCAAUACAUAAACAGACACCAAAGAUUGCCUGAGUUUUCUCCAGACACUCCUGGAAUUGGAGUUUCCACUCCGGUUUUAAUGGGAAUACCAUCGUUAGCGAUCACUUCCAGUUCAGUGGCCUCAUCAGUAUCAGCACGAUCAGCCUCUCUUUCCUCUGCCAACAACUCAAUGUUCAUUUCUCACACAAUCAUUUAUGGUGAUGGAAGAUGAAACUUUAACCACUUUUAUUCACAUUUCUUUAAUGUACAUCAUAGAGACCACAUCUGUCUCAAUAUUGUCCCUAAUGCUUAAACUUUGUAUUAGUUAUGUUGUAGAACAGUUUUUUUGUUCUUCUGUAGCACUAAGAUGUGGCAGAUUUGUCUAAUUAAAUAUUG